Aptenodytes forsteri (emperor penguin) is the source of this 6101-nucleotide messenger RNA. RefSeq names its product solute carrier family 22 member 16 (gene SLC22A16). The record is from RefSeq and is a predicted model, not a curated record. Gene Ontology annotation, cellular component: membrane. Gene Ontology annotation, biological process: transmembrane transport. Lineage: Eukaryota; Metazoa; Chordata; Aves; Sphenisciformes; Spheniscidae. The transcript has 8 exons. Bases 71 to 1726 code for a protein of 551 amino acids.
GCUCUUCGACUCCCUGGGACACUUCGGCAGAUUUCAAGCAUGUGUUUAUUUUGCAUCUGUCUUUCAAGCUAUGUCAUGUGGUAUCCAUUACUUAGCGUCUGUGUUCAUGGCUGUUACUCCUAACUUUGUAUGUGGGAUCCCUGGAAAUGUGAGUAGUGUUCUUUUCUACAACUCCUCUGAAUCCAGUAUAGAGGACAUCUGGACGCUGUGGACAUCAACAGAAAAUUACAUUGUAGUCCAGCUGGAAAAUGGAGAAAUUUGGGAACUUAACCAAUGCAGCAGGUCCAAACGAGAAGUCAGUUUGGAUCUGGCAUAUGAAUACAAAGGCAACAAGUCCAUAUUUUCUUGUUCUGAUGGAUUUCUCUAUGAUGAUACAAAGUGGAAGAGCACAGUUGUUACGCAGUGGGAUCUGGUCUGUGACCGAGAAUGGCUUGCAAAAUUAAUCCAGCCUACAUUCAUGCUUGGAGUCUUGAUUGGAGCAGUGAUUUUUGGUGACAUUGCUGACAGGCUGGGGAGACAACGUGUUAUAUGGUUCACAAGUGCUGGUCAGUUUGUAUUUGGCGUUGCAGUGGCCUUCACAUUUGACUACUACAGUUUCGUGAUUGUGCGCUUUCUCCUUGCUAUGGUUUCAAGUGGCUACCUGGUUGUGGCUUUUGUUUAUGUGACUGAAUUUGUUGGCAUUAAAGCACGAACCUGGGCUUCUAUGCAUGUCCAUGCUUUUUUUGCUAUGGGAAUUAUGGUUGUGGCACUCGUGGGAUUUUUGGUUCGGACCUGGUGGGUCUAUCAGAUAUUUCUCUCCAUAGCGACUCUUCCCUUUGUCCUGUGCUGCUGGAUGCUCCCAGAAACACCUUUUUGGCUCCUGUCAGAGGAAAGAUACGAAGAUGCACAAAAAGUAAUUAAUAUAAUGGCAAGAUGGAAUAAAGUAAGCACUCCCUGCAAAGUUUCUGAACUGUGCUCAGUCCAACAAGAUGAUCUAGUCAGUGGCAGAACGGGUGACAAUGACACGUCCUCAACGAAGAAGCACAACAUCUUAGACCUGUUUUGUAACUGGCACAUUGCAAGAAGGACCAUCACAGUCUGGCUGAUCUGGUUCACUGGGAGCUUGGGGUACUACGUCUUCUCCCUCAGUUCUGUCAGUCUAGGAGGCAAUGAAUAUUUAAAUCUCUUUCUCAUAGGUGCUGUGGAGUUGCCUUGCUAUGUCAUUGCUUGCAUUGGGAUGGACAAACUGGGAAGGAGAAACACACUCAUUCCGUUCCUUAUUUUAAGUGCACUGAUCUGUGUUUUAAUUAUGUUCAUACCUCAGGAUUUCAAUAUAUUAAUUGUCUUAGCAAAUAUGGCUGGAAAAUUUUCGAUAGGUGUGGCAUUUGGCCUUAUAUAUCUCUACACAGCAGAACUGUACCCAACAAUUGUAAGAUCUCUUGCUGUUGGGAGUGGAAGCAUGAUGUGCCGUGCAGGAAGCGUGGUUGCUCCUUUCUGUGUAUAUCUGAGAAGUGUUUGGAUUUUCAUGCCACUUUUGCUUGUUGGAAUCAUGGCUCUUCUGAGUGGAAUAUUAACAAUAAUGCUUCCAGAAACACUGGGAAAACCAUUGACUAAUACUUUGGCGGAAGCUACAGAAAUGGGAAGAAACAAGAAAAGCUGUUCAGGAAAGACUCCUCCGGCACACAGUGGUGCAGCAUUAGAAAAGAUAGAGAUGUUUUGUCAAGAAACAGUCAGCACUGAGAAAUAAAGCAACAGCAAAAUGGCUGUUCCCAAUUUUAAUCAUUAUCUUAAUUUAUAAGAUAUUUUUAUUCGAGAAAUGUGACUGUUCUAUAAUAUCUGUGCCUUUUAAUUUGUAUCCAGUCUUGCCUUUUCAACAGAGCAAGUAUAUAAAACCUUUUCUACAUGACUGAGGUACUGCAGAAAAUUUUAUAGGAGUUCUAGAUCCCUUGUCAAACUUACACAGGCUUUAGAAAACCUGUCUGACUUUCUGUGACCAGUUGGAAUGAUUACUGUAAAUGUUGGAACCUACCUGAUUACACAUGUGUAAAAAAUAUGCCAAUUCUUUGCUUCACAUUUUCUGCAGUUAGAUUUGUAAACCCACCACAAAGUGCCCUGUCCGCUCUCGUCCUGUUGCAGCUGACGCUUACGGGCCUGAGACUUCAAAACAUGGUAAACUCAAACAGUUAUAAUUCAAGAGAGAAGCCUUAACAUUGCAUCAAUAAUUUCAAAUUCUAACUAAUUUAUUCUUUUUUUUUCAAAUUUUCUACUGGAAAAGGUGCCAUUGCUAACAAAGGAAAAUAGUCUCUGGAACAGCUUCUGACUGAAAAAAUACUACUAAGUUUGCAAAACGUGCAAAUAGUUUGUAUACUAUUCAUUCUGUUGAAUGGCAAAUGUAUUUUUAUUAGUGGUUUAGAAAAAAAGUUCACUGGAUUUACUGCAGUCUUAGGACGUUCUUUUUAGUUUAGGUAAAACUAAAAUGCCUGAUGCCUUCGAAAGUCAUAUUCAUUCCAGACUGUUAUUUCAGUGCUCCCCUUCUCACUUAUUUCAGCUCAGAUCUAGCAUCAGGUUAUUCAUAACUUUCAAGAGCUACACCAGCAACUUUGACAAAUGCCUCCAUCAAGGUCUUCUCAGUCUUCAGUGGAGCAGAAUAAGUGGCAAAUGGGUCUUACUCAGGCUCUCUGCACAGAGGUGGACUUCGUUAUUAAUGAACGUUUAGUAGACAUGGUAUCUACACACCGUUUUUCUCAUAGACCAGCUGUCUGUAGCUCAUUUUUUCCUUAUACCAAACAAAAUCAGUUAGAAAAAUAUAAUUAAAAAAAUGGUAGCUGGAGGACACUGAUCAAUAGAAGAGUGACCAGUUACUCUCGUAGUUUUAGUCGAAGUGUCUGUAAAUGUCCCACUGUUGUCACACCUCAUGUGUACAUCAACACUUACUUGCUGGUGCAGUGAUUGUGCCUUAUGACUGUGGACCACAGAAAACUGAUAGAUAGGAAUGCAUCAUUCUGGCUGCUAUUUUUAUGGCUUUCUGUCCCACCUCCCCUUUUUCAGUUUACCUCCAGACCUGGGGGUUGCUUCCUUGCCUGAGGAUCUGUAUCCUCUUCUCUCGGCCACCCUUCGUUUGAGGGGAGCGACACACAAAGCUUCUCUGUGUCGAGGUUCAGACAGCCCUCUCUUGCCUGGGCUGCGUGAACCCUGUCAUCCCUGGUUUGAAAUCAGAGUUAUUCUCAUCUUAGGCACCUACUCUCAUGCUAGCUGGUACGAGCUCAUCAGAACAAGUUUUCCCUUGUUUACUUCUUUGCCAUGUACCCCAAAAUGAGACAUCUAUAUUACUGUAGAUAAAUAUUCUAUAUACUGCAGAGUUUAAUGGUCACAUUUUUCAAAUAUAUCUGCGCAGCCAUAUUAGUUUCAAUGACUUCUGAAACCAGAAUAAUGGUUUAUAUCCCCUUAUAAAAGAUUUUUUUCUUCACUGCACUGUCCUAGAGUGUCAAGAAGCAUUUUGGUCCUGGUAUUAGGACAUCAUAUCCUAUAUGAGGACUAACAUUUCAAAGCUAAGCAAAAAUCAGUAAGUUUAAGUUCAGGGAGUUUCUGUGUGAUAAUUACAUGGAAAGCAGAAGGGAAUCUUGAUGCUCCCUUCAGUUCUGUGGGUGUUCCAAUAUUUGCAGAGAAAACCUCCGAAGAGAACUGCAUAGAAUACUAUGGCUUCUGUCCAGAUAUAUUAGUUCAGCAAAAGCAUGUGCUUAACCUUACCCACGUGAGUAAUCCCAUCAUUAUUCAGAGAACGACUUGAAUACAUACUUCGAUGACUGAAGAUAGGAUUACUCACAUGCUGUGGCUUUUUAUUUUGCUGAAGAGCAGACCUGGUAUUCUUCCACUGCUUUCAGAUCCUCCUCCACUUCCCAGAGCAGAACAACUCUCCUGCAAGAGUUCUUAUCUGCAAGAUCUGUUGCCUUAAACAGGGGUUUAACCAUGCUAAAAAAGAAAACAUCAUGCAAUAGACCUAACAAGCAAUUAAACCGCUACUGUCUUGACAUUGCAACCACCACCACCUCCCCAGAACUCCAAUUAAUUGCAUUAUUUUGGGGUUCUUCCACACUGAUACUCCCUCUUUUCUUAGUGCAAGGUCCUAUCUUAAACUCCUUAGUCUCGAGUGCUGGGGCCAGUAGAGUCUAUUUCUAACAAGGUACUAAAGAACAAUUAAAAUUAAUUCUUCUACUUCCUUACCUGCCGAAUAACUGAUCUGGGGGUUACCCUGCUAAGAACAGUCAAUGCAUGUUCUGUGUUCCUUUGACUUGAGGGAUUCAGGACCUGGUCAUCUGUAAUUGGUAUACAUAAGGUAAAGCAAAAAAAAAGAAAAAAGCAAAAACUUAAAUGCGCAAUGAUACUGAGCAGUCCUUACAGGCUAAAACUUAAUGAUAAUUCUAAAACACAACGUAGUUUGAUGGCUUUUAAUCCCAAAAGCCAGUUCUUCCUGUCACUGAAGUCAGUAUUUGGUAUUUGGUCUUUGACUCAAAUGAGACCUGAAUUUCCCUGAACUAAUGAUGUUACUUUUUUCCCUGGAAAUAAGAAGUUUAUUGAUCUACAGGUACACCUUUUGUGUUUUUAAGCAUGAAUAGCUUAGAGGAUGCCUUGGGGUAUCCUAUUCUUUAACCUGAGGAAGCAUAUUACUGUAAAAAAGGAAAUAGCACGUGUCUAUAUGUCUCUAGCAUUUUUGUUUGCUUGUUUUCCCCAUAUGGACAAAAAUAUGUUUAACACUAGUCAUACGUUAUAAACGUAGCAUAGACAGGGUGAGUUGAUUUCUUUCUCUUAAGUAUUCAUAGAUUAUCUAAAUCUUUUCGCAAGAGAGCACUGAGUUUGAGAACAAAUGCUUCUGUUCCUGUGGGGCAUAUUUUCCUCUCAUUGCUCAUAAAAAGAAUUCCUUUUCAUAGUUUCUUAUCUGAGUCCUUAAGUUCUUUUAUGUUCAUAUUUGUCAUCUCUAUCUUAGUGCAAAUUUAUUGUGCUGAUCAAUGUCUCUGGAGUUACAUAAUGGGUUUAUGAGAUACUGGAUUAGAAUUCUUAUCUGUCUUAAUUGCUGGUCACUAUUGCACAAUGACAAAUGUUUUUGUCCUAGAUUUGAUAUCAUAUUUUAUUAGACAGUCUUGCAGUUUGUUAAGGAUAUACUUUCUGGGUUAAAUAUGGGAAUGAGAGCAAUUAUUAUUAGUUUAAUGAUAACUGAGAAAAAAUAGUAAGUAAAUGCAUUUGAUAUUUUGAAUCUGUAUUUUAAAACAGAUGUAUUUUCUACUUUAAUAACUCACUUCAAUUUCUUUGUGCAAAUUUCCAUAGUUUAAACAUCUAUGUAGAAAAAAAAGCUAUCUAAACUACGUGUGCUCUGUGUCAAAUGCUUUGGGUGGUACCCUGAAUGUCUCAACAAGGGAGUGAAUCCUGCCUGAAGGCUGAGGGGUUUUGUGGAACAGCUCUGUGGAAACAGAAGAUGGUCUGACAUCCCAGCUCUGGGAUGGAGGAAUCUGACAUUCUCCUGUAUCUUUCACAGCUUAUUUUUACCAAUUCCUUACAUGCAGUCACCUAGGAAGCCUCUGUAGCAUUGGGCUCAGCAACAUGCAAGGCCUGCGAGUGCCUUACAAAAUGCGAGGUCGCUUGCGCCAUGGAGGCAUGAUGCCAGAAAGGCAUUUGUGGCUGCAAAACGGAGGGUCUGGAUUCAUCCUAUAGCCUUGUACAAACAUAUCUUAAAGAUGCUUGUCUGAAUCCCACAACAGAUUGAUAGCGGAGAAAUUGAACUCAAAGAUUAAAAAAAAAGAAAAAAAGAAAAAAAGAAGAGUGUUGACAAAAAAACAAGUUUAUUUUAUCAGGAAAAAUUCUGGUAAAUGCAGUUGAGCAUUAUCUGCAUUGUUACAUCUCUCAUGAAGAAAGGUUAGAGCACAUCUAAGUACUGGUAACCUAAUAAUUUUGUACAAGAUUCUGUACCAGGUGGAGUGUGCAUUUUGGUAACAUGGGGGAAGUAUGUACUCAUGGCAAGGAGUUUGUUUGCCUAGGAUAUGUGGGUUUAGUACAAUAUAUGUUAAUGGGAUUUUUUAUGUGUAUUUAUUAUUUGCAAUUAUGUGCAAGAAUAAAGUCAAACACAUGUUAUU